AUGGACGACCAAGUCAACCGCCUCGUCGACAAGAUCUGGAACAAACUCCAACUCACCCCCCCAAACACCCGUCUCCUCAUCGCCAUCAGCGGCAUCCCCGGCUCAGGCAAAACCGAACUCGCCCUGACGAUGUCCAACCGCAUCAACCAACACCACCUCCGUCUCCACCCCCAACUCCCCCAAAUCGCCACCCACGUCCCAAUGGACGGCUACCACCUCACCCGGCGACAACUCUCCGCCAUGCCGGACCCCAACUACGCACACUCCCGCCGCGGCGCGGCCUUCACCUUCGACGGAUACAAAUUCCUCACGCUGGUGCAAGCGCUCCGCGAACCCAUCACCAUGGACACGCAGAGCUUGUUCGCGCCAAGCUUCGAUCACGCGGUGAAAGAUCCGGUGGAUGAUGAUAUUGCGAUCCCGGCGUCGUGUCGGGUGGUGUUUUUUGAGGGGAAUUAUUUGAGUUUGGAUCAAGAGCCGUGGCGGGAUGCGGCGGCGUUGAUGGAUGAGUUGUGGUUUGUGGAGGUCGAGUUUGAGGUCGCGAGGAAGAGGUUGGUGAGGAGGCAUCUUCGGGCGGGGAUUGCGGGGGAUGAAGGGGAGGCGGAGAGGAGGGUCCAGGAGAAUGAUUUGGUCAAUGGGAGGGAGAUUGUGGAGGGGAGGUUGGGGGUUCAGGAGGUGGUGGUGAGUCGGUAUGAUCCUGCUUGGGAUGCGUGA
Messenger RNA from Aspergillus ibericus CBS 121593, 711 nucleotides. RefSeq names its product kinase-related protein. The record is from RefSeq and is a predicted model, not a curated record. The transcript is spliced from 2 exons. NCBI's taxonomy places the organism in Eukaryota, Fungi, Ascomycota, Eurotiomycetes, Eurotiales, Aspergillaceae. Gene Ontology annotation, cellular component: cytoplasm. Bases 1 to 711 code for a protein of 236 amino acids.